This is a messenger RNA of Monascus purpureus, 2383 nucleotides long. NCBI's taxonomy places the organism in Eukaryota, Fungi, Ascomycota, Eurotiomycetes, Eurotiales, Aspergillaceae. The record is from the annotation of a GenBank genome assembly.
CUAUUAACACUCGCAAAAUCAGGGAAGGGAGGGAUUAGUUGGACAGUCACCGACAUCUAUUGUUCCAAAAAAGACCAUUCCAAGUUUGCAUUAAUUAACGUACCUCGAUGUCAAUGUUUCACGAUCUCAGCCUAGGAAGCAGGACAUUCCACCUGCAGAAAUCCAUGUUAAGUCUUACCUCUAGUGGCUCUGUGGAACUAAGACUUCCAUCGGAGUGUCCGGAGUUACAAAAUCCCAAAAGGAUCGAGCAAUUACUCCUGUCAAGAGACAUAUGGGUUACCCAAGCACCUGAGCUCAGUCUAUAUAUUCGCAUCAGCCUACCGCUGGACCCUUCUUACCAUUCUUCGAAAUUCUCAUCACAGGUUGGGGAUAACUUAUGCAAUGCGAGGCUUUGGUCGGAUCUCGGCCUCGUGGCACUGUUUAGGAGUUGCGAGCAUCAUCCUAAUACAGAAAGCCAUACAACUUUCCAAAUAUGCAUUGGUCUGCGGAGCAGAGUUGGGCCAUCGAGAAUUAAUGCGAAAACCGGGAGAUUACCACUUUCGACCCAGACUCUCCAUGAAGCAGGCCUCCCGGCUAGUAUCAAAACCGCUAUUUUGUCUUCAGUCAACCUCUCACUUGAGUAUACUCAUUGUCCCGUGAAUAUGGGGAAUAUGUCUCACUAUUCAGGGACAGAUCUCACCACCGUUGAGCUGCCAAUGCAAAGGUCAGCAACGAAUACGCUUCAUGUUGGGAGCGAUAAUGACCUCAUUGACGCCAUGACCUCGGAGACAGAACACUCGCCAAGGACAGGGAGCUCUGAAGUCGUGGACAUAAAUGAGCGCUCAGACUUUGAGUGGGAUCUGCAGUUCUUGGAUGAAGAAUGCCCCAUCGUCUCUCUUCCUAGUUUCAACAGCAAUGGCCUCUUGCAAUGGAAACAUAGCGCUUCCCCACCUAUAAAAGAUCUUCACAGACUAUUUAGCAAUGCCCUUCGAGACGUUAUAGUCUCUGAUUUACCGAGACCUGAUAUCGGAAUCAAGAAAACUAGCAUUGGGCCGUUGAGGUCUCUCUCCGAAAUAGCCCCCGCUGUGUUUAGCCUUGGAUACCGCGAUGCAAUAAACCAACGUUCAAGAUUCAUACCAUCGAUAGCCAAAUCAUUGGCUUGUAUUCUCGAGAAGACAGAAAAUCCAGUCUUGCAGGCAAAAAUAUCCACUCUCAAACAAUUCCAUUUACAAAAUCCUCAAAAACCGAGCUUACUUACUAAUCAUAAUACCAAUGCAAUUCCACAGACGCAGGACGCCAAAGCUAUCAUCAAAACCUGUCUUUGGAAAAUCAGCCAAAGGGAUCUUUACAAACCCGGAGCUUCUCGAAAACUCCCUCCUUUAGAAGAGACCUCAGGUUUACCACUUGAUGAGAAAUCCUCGACACUGGAUGCGUUGCUCGAAACUUCUUCUUUCGGAGAAGGGAUGUAUAUGGAUACAGAUAAUAACGAUUAUUAUAUCUCGGACGAUUUCCUCGUGGACGACGACGACAACGAUGAUGACGCUGACAGCGAUGAUAACAAAAAGGAGAGAGAGGACUUUGAUCUUUUUGUUAAUGGAGGAGACGAAUGCUUUUUAACCUCUGCCAUGAUGGAGGAAUGCACCGAUUCACCACUUGUGAUGUCGAGCAGUACUCAUACCCUCGAAGAUUACGAUCCGGAUCUGGAUCUUUCUUGGGACAAUCAAAAAUAUCAGGAAGAAUGGACACAUCUUGGUUCAAAGAACGACAAUGAUGGUGUCUUCCAUUCCGAACUCGACGUUGAAUCUUCUCAUUUGUGUCAGCGGGGAACUGGUAAUGGCCCUUGUGGUUAUGGCUAUAUCUCCUCCGCUCCGAUCUUAAUCACCGAUGGAGAAAUACUCACGUCUGAUCCUCCUGAAACGAAUCUUGCCAUGGCAAGUCCCCUGCUUCUUGGUAUGGGGACCUCAUUAGCUGGCAUGGAGGAAGAAAGCUACAGCCAGGGUAAUCUGGACGAUGACAUGCUUUGUGACGACAUAUAGAACUUACAUUGUUGUACACCAUGAGAUUCUGGUGUUUCUUAUCUGUAGAAGGAGGACCUGUUAAUUUCCUUUCCUAGUUAGUUUUACUGUUUUUAGCAUGGCAUCCCCCGUAUGGUGUACUGUAUGCCACCGCCUUGUCGGUGUCCAAGGCCCAUAGGGUUUAUAUCCGUCUGGUCAACAAGGAAGGUAAAAUUGAGAAAUGGUGAUCCUCUUGAUUUGGUGAGCGUCCGGUCAGCUGAUGCUGAAAGUGAUCUUGCUCCCUUACCAAGAUCCUGGGAUAGUGAUAUAUGAAAUAGAUUGAGGGAGCCUGUCUGAUUCAUCUGCUUUCCUAGAAGCAGUGGCACUGCUGUUGAAAAGUAAGAUUCUAU